AUGCUACAAAGCGAAACCGAGCUCGUGGUCAUCGAGGGCCAACGGUAUAACGGUAUGCGGUAUUUCGCGAAACGUGAUAUGGCUACUCUGCUCGAAAAUGAGUGGGUGUUCCUUUUGGAAGACAUGCUGUGGUCCGCGCAUGCAGCUUCUGUGAAGCAGCGGAGGAUGGUGCGCGGGACCACGAUUAUCGAUGCUGCGGGUGUUUCACUCUCCAUCGUGCGGUACCUCCCGACAUUUAAGCCAUGGUUGGUCGUCAUGAAUGAGUUCUACCCGGACUUGGUGAGAGCCAUCAUCGUCAUAAACGCUCCAGCCGUCUUCGUCGAGAUUUGGCGUUUUCUUUCAGUGUUGAUCGCUCCGACCACUGCUGAGAAAGUGCGGAUCUACGGGUCGGACUUCAUCGCCCCGCUCAGGGAGCAUGGAGUCGAUCUUGAAAUUUUACCUUCCUACCUGGGCGGUCAGUAUCAGGGCUCACGCCUCUCCGCUUUCAUGAAGAUCCCCAAAGGCGUAAACGUCACCUUCGGCGGCAUUUAG
Molecule: messenger RNA, 531 nt
Organism: Symbiodinium sp. CCMP2592
Lineage: Eukaryota; Dinophyceae; Suessiales; Symbiodiniaceae
Source: the annotation of a GenBank genome assembly